Talaromyces amestolkiae is the source of this 1848-nucleotide messenger RNA. RefSeq lists its product as uncharacterized. The transcript has 6 exons. Bases 1 to 1848 code for a protein of 615 amino acids. Gene Ontology annotation, molecular function: nicotinate-nucleotide adenylyltransferase activity; transmembrane transporter activity; nicotinamide-nucleotide adenylyltransferase activity. Gene Ontology annotation, biological process: transmembrane transport; NAD+ biosynthetic process. The record is from RefSeq and is a predicted model, not a curated record. NCBI's taxonomy places the organism in Eukaryota, Fungi, Ascomycota, Eurotiomycetes, Eurotiales, Trichocomaceae.
AUGGCGGCUGAGCUAGUUCCGAAUAAGGAGAAACGGGCAGAAGGUUUCAAUAUCCUUUACAUCAGUCUAUCUAUUGCUGGUAUUCUUGGGCCAGCUCUAGGAGGGUCGUUGGCGGAACCUGGUCAGAAGUUCCCAACAUCCAUCGGGAAAUCAGCUUUGCUGAAGAACUUUCCGUAUCUGCUACCGAGUUUGGUUGUAGCCGGGCUUUACUUUGCUGGUAUUACGGUGGGAUUCAUGAUGAUGGAGGAGACUUUAGAAAGGAAACGUUAUCGCUACGAUUACGGAUUGGCAAUAAGCCGACGUCUCAAACACUGCGUUGCAGGAUUCAGAACAAAAGACUUCGCAUAUGAACCUGUCGAGUAUCAACAUGAUGAUGAUCGCCAAUCAGCCAAUGAUGAAGAGAAUGAUAUAGAGCUUCCCCCCUAUUCCGAACAGCAGCAAUCAGAGCAACAGUCCUCAUGUCAAGCAGAGCAUAACCGCAAUAAGAUCAGCCAACUUUACCAAAAGUUCUCAAAACAGUCCAGAUAUAUCCUUCUUACACACGUGCUGGUUGCGCUGCAUAACAUGGCUUUUGAUGCGCUGUUUCCUCUUCUCAUGCACUUGCCGGCGACAAGAACAGCAGAUGGUGGUGGGUUUGGCAUGGGAUCACGCACAAUCGGGCUAUUGUACCUUUUCACGGGGAUUGCCGGAAUCCUUUUCCAAUUCGGAAUAUUCUCUCGCGCUACAAGGAGGUACGGUGUCGUGCGAUGUAUCAAAGUCGUCUCCAUCAUGGCUCCAAUCCUAUACAUCAUAACCCCACUGACAACCUAUCUUCCCCCAUCCAUGUAUAUUGUAGUCGCUCCGCUACUCAUGUUCACCAAGCUGGUAUGCACAAUAUUCACUUUCCCGUGUUGGAAUACUCUAUUGAACAACUCGGCGAAAGAACCUGCAACGUUGGGUGCCCUCAACGGAGUUGCUACAAGUUUGACCGGGAUUGGACGAGCUCUUGGACCACUUAUUAUUGGAAGUACUGCUUUUGGACCGACUGUGAAGACAGCUAUGUUGCAAUGUUCUCAAUACAUCCCUCCAAGUACAAAGACUUACAAUAUGGGUAGCACAUCGCCAUAUCAAUUUCCAAAGCAGUUUCUCAAAACCAAACAAACACAGUCCGACAAAACACCACUCGUGCUCGUUGCAUGCGGCAGCUUCUCUCCCCCGACACUGCUUCAUUUGCGCAUGUUCGUUAUGGCAGCUGACUAUGUUCGACUACACACCGACUAUGAGUUGAUGGCAGCUUACAUGUCACCUGUUGGCGAUACGUACAAGAAGGCGGGCCUGGUGGCUGCAAAUCAUAGGUAUAACAUGUGCCAAAUUGCUACCAAAUCAUCUUCGUGGAUGGAUGUGGAUCACUGGGAGUCUAUGCAGCCCGAAUAUGUGCCCACACUAAAAGUCCUGGAGCACUUCGACGACGAGAUAAACGGAGCUCUAGGUGGCGUUAGAGAUGUCAAUGGUGUAAUGAAGCCGGUGAAGAUCUCUCUUUUAGCUGGGACAGACCUUAUGCAAACUAUGUCCCAACCCGGUCUAUGGAGCGGUCUGCCCGACCUAUUCGAAUCAUUCGGCGUAUUUGUCGUUGGUCGUGCCGGAACCGAUUCUGAAGUAGCACUAGCUGGUCUCAAGGAUUACAAAAAUGGUAUUUGGUUUGUGCCGCAGGUACUAAAUGACGAGAACUCGAGCACCAAAAUACGGUUUCUGUUAAUGAAUGACAUGAGCGUGGACUAUUUGACGCCGCGCGGCGUGAUUGAGUAUAUUAGGGGGAAUGGACUGUACGUCAAGGAUCAAGUUGGAAUCGCACAUCAAGAUGGAAGAUAG